AUGGCUCCUGCUGCCGACGGGCUGCCGAUGAGCGUCUCCCGCCGCAAAUCUUCAGGCGAGGCGAUCGCCGCCGUACUGACGACCUCCGCUGCGACAGUAACUGCCACGCAGCUGACUCGAGCGGCCCAAAGUGGGCUGCACGCACCGGCCUUCGUUAUGUACAUUCACAUCGCCAUGAUGGCCUUGCUGCUGCCUUUGGCACGAUCUUUGGCUCAGGGUGGGUGCUAUGCCGCCAGCUCCAGGGACGUUUGCGUCUUCCUACCGCUCUGGGUGGUGUCCAACUACUCCCUGGUGCAGGCGCUCGCGCUCACGCCUGCUGGGGUGGUGCAAACCCUCUUUGGCACGGGCCCGUCCCAGGUUGCAUUGCUCAGCCGCAUUUUCCUGGCAGAGCGCUUCACCUUCGCGAGAACAGUAGCUGUCCUUCUGGCUUUUGCAGGAGCUACUGUGCUGGCUUCCAGAUCUGGUUUCCAACGCAAAUCGGGGAUGAACGUCGUCCUCGGCUCCUUCUUUGCCCUGGCAGCUGUCUUUGCGUCGGCUUGCUACAAGGUGUCCUUCAAAGUUCGGUUGGGCGCUCCGCCACCACACGUCGUGCUUGGAACAGUUGGAACGCUCGGGAUGGUUACCGCCAUUUUCGGCCUGCCGGUGGUGUUGCUUCUGGCAGAGCUGGGUGUUGAGGAUCGAUGGUGGAGCGGCUCCGUUGCUGUCAACUGGCCGCUGGUCAUCGGCAGCGCAGCCGUGGAUGUGGUCUACAACACCUCCAUCGCCUGGGGGCUGGCUGUUGCAAGUCCGGUGUUCAUUUCAGUGGGCGUGGUGCUGGGUACUCCAGUGAACAUGCUUAUCGACGCUACCGUGCAUGGCGAGAUGCCCAGCGUGGCGCAGUGCAUCGGAACCUGCCUGAUCGCGGUGUCCUUUACACUCCUGGUCUGCGUACCCGUCCCGCGCUCUGAGAGCGUCCACGGGUCUUCAGAUUCCUUAGUCCUUUCGGCCCGCGAAGCUGGCCCUGUUUGA
This is a messenger RNA of Symbiodinium sp. CCMP2456, 1008 nucleotides long. The record is from the annotation of a GenBank genome assembly. Lineage: Eukaryota; Dinophyceae; Suessiales; Symbiodiniaceae.